Wyeomyia smithii (pitcher-plant mosquito) is the source of this 522-nucleotide messenger RNA. RefSeq names its product cysteine-rich venom protein 6. Lineage: Eukaryota; Metazoa; Arthropoda; Insecta; Diptera; Culicidae. The transcript has 2 exons. The record is from RefSeq and is a predicted model, not a curated record. Bases 71 to 397 code for a protein of 108 amino acids.
CCAGCAUCUACCUUUCAUGCAUUCUCACUUAGAGCUUUAAAGCCUGAGGAAAAAAAUCAUAAUUUCAAAAAUGAAAUUGGCAGUCAUCGCGAUUCUUUCUGCAAUUUGCGCUUCUUUGGUUCAUGCAGUACCCUACAAUACCUACUGUAAUGGAUUAAACGAGGUGUUCUCCACUUGUGGAUCGGCGUGUCCAGCCACCUGUGAUUCCUACCUGUACGGUGGAUACCCAGGAUGCGGUUCUGGAUGCCAGCGAGGUUGCUUCUGUCGGCCCGGGUAUGUUCGCAACACUGUUGGUGUAUGCAUCGAAGAGGUCCAGUGCACUAGAAGACGAACAUACUUGCAACAAUCGGUCGGUUACUAUCCAUUCGGCUACUAUGGAAAUGGUUGGGGCUAUUAAUGCAGUCUCGAUAAGCUAGCAGCUCGAAAUUUUGCGGUAACAGUUGUUGAUUCAAGAAUGGAAACAAAUGUUUCGUCUGCGAUGAUUGAUAAUUUGCAGUAAACAAUAGAUAAAUAAAUACUGAA